Trichobilharzia szidati is the source of this 1848-nucleotide messenger RNA. The record is from the annotation of a GenBank genome assembly. NCBI's taxonomy places the organism in Eukaryota, Metazoa, Platyhelminthes, Trematoda, Strigeidida, Schistosomatidae.
AUGUUUGAAGAAGUUAGUAAAGUUAAAAUAGUGAAUGUUUUAAGUGAAAGGUCUUUGGUGAAUUUGUUUCAUAAUUGUAACUGGGAUGCAUUCAAUCAACACGAAUUUAUUAUCAUUUCGCUGCAUCAGUUUAUUAUUAUAUUAUUGUUAUUAUUACUUGAAAGUGGUUAUUCCCAUGAAAGUGUUCCUAGUGAAGUUGGACAUCAUGAAGUGAAAGAAGGAACUAAUGCCGUUGAUGAUGAUGAUGAUGAUCAUGAUGACGAAACAAUAAAUGAAAAUCUCGAUGGGCAUCAUAUGAGGCAUUUUGAUCAUCCCAAUUAUUCACAUCACAGAACUUUGAAACGGAAACAACUUACUAAAAAAUUUUUCCCAUGGAAUUUUCGAUUCACUCGACCUAAAUCGCAAGAGAUUUAUGUCUUCAAUACAGAACGUUAUAGUAAUUGGUCCGAGUGGAAAGAAUGUCUACCAAUGGAAUGUAUUGAAAUACGUUAUCGUAAGUGUAUAGAUGACUCAUGGAAAACGCUAUCACCGAAUCUUAUUCAUACAACACGAUGUAUAUCAAAGUAUUAUGCUGAAAAACGUACAUGCUUGAAUAAAACUCAGUGUAAUGCAUACACUGGUGAUCAAAUCAUAAAAAAUUUGUCUGAUACAUGCGGUAUGCGUCCAAGUGAUCAAAAAGUUCUACCAAAAAUACUCGGCGGUAAACCAGUUGAACCACAUUCAUGGCCAUGGGCUGUUCGUUUGUCAGUAAAACUGCCUCGUCGAAAACCAGUUACUUUCUGUGGUGGUACAUUGAUUGCACCUCAAUGGAUUCUGACAGCAGCACAUUGUGUUCUUGUCGAGAAUAAGCAUAUCCCGGUUGGAAAACCAGUUCUGCUGGCAGAUCAUAUGAAAAGUACAAUCUACGCGCAUUUAGGUGAUCAUGAUAGAUUUCAUCAAGAAAAUGCACAAAUCGAUUAUCGUGUUACUGUUGCAAUACUUCAUCCAAAUUAUCAUAGAAAAUUACAAACUGAUGGUUAUGAUAUAGCCUUAUUACGUCUUUCAGAACCUGUUAAAACAAAACCUGAAAUCGAUUUUGCCUGCCUACCACCGAAAGACUUACACUUGAAUCCAAAUUCAAAAUGUUAUGCUGUUGGUUGGGGAAGUAAUAAAGGCGGAAAAGUUCCCACCUUCGAUAAUUUACACAGUAUCCUUGAAUCGUUAUUUGUACCAUUUCCAAGUUUCUUUAAUUCACCAUUCACAUUCGGUAGAGAAUCAAGUCUAUGGAAUUUAAAAGCAGAAGCAGAGGAUUCAGCUAAAGUGUUACAUGAAGUCCAAUUGCCAAUUGUACCAAUGGAAGAAUGUCGUAGACAUUAUGCUGAUAUCAGUUCUAAAGUUCAUAUUUGUGCAGGAGCUAAAAAUAAAGAUACAUGCGCAGGUGAUAGUGGUGGAGGUCUAUACUGUCAAUUAGGUGAUACAAAUCAAUGGUAUGUUAUCGGUGUCACCAGUUUCGGUUUAGCUCGUGGUUGUGGUUUGAAUCCUGGUGUCUACACGUCGACUUCAUCGCAUAUCGAAUGGUUAUCGAAACAGUUAGCAACAAAAGUGUUUAAAUAAUUAGUAAGAAGAAGAAGAGAGAAUAUGAAGAAAGAGAAAGAAAAGAUUUAUUCGUUCAUACACAUACACACACACAAACACACACACUUAUGAACACACAUAAUUAGUAACAAUGAUAAUUGUAAUCAUCAUCAUCAUCAUUAUCUAUUUGGUUAUUUAUUGUAACAAGUUGAUUACGCAAUUAUUGAUGAUUUUAUUUAUUAUUGAUUUAUGUAAAGAGAGAUUAGUACACUGCAUAAAUGUUGUUAACUAAUU